CUUCUGUUGAGUAUAGACGCUGAUUCAAAUGCAACAUCAGUGAUUGGUGCACGUGACCGUUAUCGAUAACGGAGCGGCAUCGGCCAAAAAAGAUGCAGGAGCGCAGACAAUGUUGCCCCUCACUUGCAGUCUGGAGAGGAAUUGCAGGUCACCAACAUGUCGGCGUUGCAGACUUUCAUGCUGGUGGUGGACCACGACAAGCAGGAGGCUUUUGAAAUUGCCGCAAAGACUGCUCAAGAUGUCGAGAACAAGCAAAUUACGCUAAUCGAUGUCGUUCAAUCGCUCGGUGAAUAUGUCAAUGAAGAAGAUGCUAUACUUCGUGGAAAGGCGGUUUCGUAUCUGGCCGCUGUAGUUAAGGAAUUGUCGCCCAAGUUCCUUUCUCGCCAACAAAUACAAGUUUUGACUACUUUCUUUUGCGACCGCAUCGAGGAUGGAGGGUCUGUCACCGGUCUUGAUACUCUCCAGAAAUUGGACAGAUUUAGUAAAGAGUUGACUCAGGAUACUGCACGGGCUCUAUUUGAAAGUCUUAGAGAGCUACAAGCGCGAGCCCAAUCGCAGAGAUAUCAAGUGUAUCAAUUACUCAAUGGCUUGAUGGAAAAUCACAGGGCCGCCCUUCAUGAAAUGGGCGAUGAAUCCCUAGUUGGGAUUGUAGACUUGAUGACAGGCGAAAAGGAUCCGCGAAAUCUGAUGCUUGUUUUCUCAAUACUCAAGGUAGUAAUGACGGAAUGGGAUCUUACGAGCCAUGUUGAGACGCUCUUUGAAUCUGUAUACAAUUACUUUCCAAUCACGUUCAAACCUCCUCCAAAGGACCCUUAUGGAAUUACAGCUCAAGACUUGAAGGAUCGCUUGCAGGAUUGUAUAUCAUCGAAUUCAUUAUUUGCACCUCAUGCUUUUCCAGCCCUGCUUGACAAGCUUGACUCCACCUCAAAUAAUGUGAAGCGAGAUUCUUUGAAUGCUUUAUCCGCAUGUAUAAAAUCCUACGAUUCCAAUACCGUGUCGAGAUAUUCCAUCAAGAUCUGGGAUACCUUGAAAUUUGAAAUCUUGAAUUCACAGGAAGAGUUUCUGUCUGAGAUGUCUCUGGAGAUCCUCCAAGAGAUUUUAAAACGUCUUUCAGAUCAAGUUACAGAGGUUUCUGAAGAUAUUCCGCUUGCUCAUUUCCUUAAACCAAUCAUCAAAGAAUGCAAUGAGCAGUUACGUGAACCUCAGAAUAAACAAGCAAAACCUGCAAGGGAUAUUGUUCGGGCAGUCUCGUCUGCAUCGAAGGCGUCUUUCGUUCUCAUCAUUCAAUCCGUUGUCUCACCGCUUUUCACACUAUAUCAAGAAGCCGAUUCUAUAGCUAAGCAGCGGGCAUUCCUCGAAACUUAUGUUGCGCUUUUGGAUUCUGCGCUUGAAAUAUACGGCACAUGGGCUGGGAGAGACCCUGUAUCCCCACCACUGGAUAAUCCUCUAUCAGCGUUCCAGGACCAGUUUACCGAGGUCUUUAGUCAAGCGUUAAUGGGAACAGCCAAGGAAGAGACAUCCUUCAGACAGACAGCUUUACAAGGUCUUCUACGGCUAUCCAAGCUACGCAACUUUUUCCAAGAUAACGAAAUAGGAUUGUUUGUGCAAUACCUGGAUGAGAUCCUUCUCAAGGAAGAGCCUGUGGGCUCUGGCGAGCUCAAAAAGGAUGCGAUUUCGGCUCUUGCAGAGCUCUCAAGGCAUAAGUCGAAGGUCAUCAUGGACCUCACGCUUCCAGCCUUUAUGGCUACUCUUCCGGAUCAGGAUGAUGGAAAAGAAAUGAAAUAUCUGUCGACAUUGGAUACUCUUGCACAGAUCAGCACCGAAAGAGAUAUUUUUGAGACCCUGGUUCGACGUCUACUUAACAAAUUUGAUUUCUUACUACAAGCAGACUCUUCAAGCCCGGUAUAUGCGAAGGCUAUUAUAUUAACGAUUAUAUACGCCAUGGAGAAAAGAUCUGAUGACCUGUCUCAAAAUCUGGAAGCUUACUAUGACCGAGUCGUUGUUGGACUAUCGCGGAGAGUCGCUGCAGCUGCGACUAGCGAUACAUCCACGAUAUUGCGAGACGUAACAGUACUGGACUCCUUGGGGAGGCUCUGCAAUCUGAUCGUUCGAUCUAUUCCCCGUGGAAAGCAAGACGAGGUCGCCGAGAACAUCUAUACUCUUUUCUGCCAGUCUGAUAUUAACACCGACGAGUUCCAAGCAAUUCCAUUCAAUCCUGCAAGAAGUAAAGGCCAACUGCGAACAAUUAUUUUGUCCACUUAUCUUCUUGCAGGGCUGCCCAAAGACACAUCCAAUCUAAUACCAUACUUCAACAACACCGAUGAAGCGCCUUUACCCUUGCUCAACGAGUUCGUGCAGCUUUCCAUCAGCGGGACUUCAGAUCCGGCGAUUCAACUCACAAUCCACCGCCAUCUUGCCCUUCUCAUUAACAAGUUCCUGCCUAACUCGAGCCUGGUUCCUGUGUCGGAUAUCAUCACCAGCCUCCUCCCCAGUGACCUAGCCAACGCAAAACUGUCACCCAAAACCAUCAAGACCGUGUUCUGGCUCUCCAAGGCACUAAUCCUGCGUCUCGCGCCCUCGACUUCCUCUGUGCUCACGAAUCUUCUCUCCUUAUUAUCCUCACCCGACGAAACAACCCGCAACACAGCCGCCCGAGGGUUCUCCAUCAUCCUAAGCCCAGACGAUGUCCUAUCCGCGCAAAACGGGGCCAACAUCCGCCUUCUCUCCAAACAACGCGUCUUCAGCAUUGUCCUACCGCUCAUCAGCGCUAAAAUCCGUGAAGCUAGCACUACCACUACCGACACCAACAUGAAACCAGCAUACCUCACCGCCCUCUCUGGCGUGCUAUCCGCCAUCCCCCCAUCCCUCGUCCUCCCCGAACUCCCAACCCUUCUCCCCCUCCUCCUCCAAAGCCUCGACCUAGCCCCUCUCACCCCCUCCGCCAACCUCGUCAAAGAAGCAACCCUCAAAACCCUCGCCAUCCUAAUCCGCGACAACGGCGUCGACGUCAUCGACCAAAGCGGCCACAUCUCCGAGCUUGUGCACCGGCUCCUUAAAACCUCCUCCUACCAACAACAACAACAACACCAACGUCAACCAUCCUCACCUAUCCUCCGCGAACAGGCACUACGCUGCCUCUACCUCCUCGCAGUAACCCAAGCACCACCAAUAUCAACAUCGUCGGACGUCGACGCCGCUCUAGCCGCGGCAACAAGUCGACCGACGGGCUCAACGCUACCCAAAUCGAAGUUGUCGCCGUUGCUACCUGUCAAAAACGUAGUACUCAGAUCGUUGAUGCCGAUACUGGAUGAUCCGAAACGGGAUGUUAGGAAGGCUGCUGUCGAUGCGCGAGGCGCGUGGUUGAGGGCUGUUAGUGAUGAGAAUGAGGAUGAAGAUGAUUAGUAGUAUAAAGUGAGAAAAAGGUGAGAUCUAAAAAGUGAUGGAGACGUGGGGAUUAGAUUAUAAGAUGAAAAAGUAGAAUUCAUUGCAUUUGUUAUUAUGAAAUCGGCCUAUUUUAGCACCAGAUUAGACGAGAGCAGCAUCAAACUUCAUAUUCAAUACUAGUUAGGUCCUUCUCCCUGACAUAGAAUAGCUAAACGGGU
Molecule: messenger RNA, 3602 nt
Organism: Talaromyces proteolyticus
Lineage: Eukaryota; Fungi; Ascomycota; Eurotiomycetes; Eurotiales; Trichocomaceae
Product: putative DNA repair/transcription protein
Exons: 6
Coding region: 157-3402 (1081 amino acids)
Biological process (GO): iron-sulfur cluster assembly
Cellular component (GO): cytosolic [4Fe-4S] assembly targeting complex
Source: RefSeq, a predicted model, not a curated record